Messenger RNA from Penicillium crustosum, 1506 nucleotides. RefSeq lists its product as uncharacterized. Lineage: Eukaryota; Fungi; Ascomycota; Eurotiomycetes; Eurotiales; Aspergillaceae. The record is from RefSeq and is a predicted model, not a curated record. Gene Ontology annotation, cellular component: membrane. Gene Ontology annotation, biological process: carbohydrate transport; transmembrane transport. The transcript has 8 exons. Gene Ontology annotation, molecular function: carbohydrate:proton symporter activity. The coding region runs from base 1 to 1506 and encodes 501 amino acids.
AUGAGACUCCGAAGCCCCAAGCAACAUGCCCUCUUUGGCCAAGGCCAUUCGGUCAUCAACGUCGUUACACUCACGGCUGGGUGUGGAAUGCUGCUACUUGGCUAUGAUCAAGGAGUAAUGGCAGGUCUCAUCGGUGGGCCGGGUACCCCUUUUACCCUUACAUUCAAUGACCCUUCGGCAGCAAUGCUGGGUUUAAUGGUUGCAAUAUACGAGAUCGGUUGUUUUCUUGGAGCUGUAUUCGUUUUCUUGGCCGGGGAAGCGUCUGGAAGGCGCCUCUGCAUGAUCGGUGGAACAUCAGUUAUGGUAAUUGGCGCUACUGUGCAAACUGCAUCGAUGAACAUGACGCAACUCAUCGUGGGUCGUAUCGUGACUGGCAUAGGCAAUGGUAUUAACUUUUCAACAAUUCCUGUGUGGGCGUCCGAAAUGUCAGGAUUUGAGGAGCGUGGAAAGGUCGCUGCAUUCAAUGCCCUUCAAAUGGUAUUUGGAAUUAUCAUGGCGUUGUUUGUGCUUGUUCUUCCUGAAUCCCCUCGAUGGCUUGUGUCUGAAGGGCGAAACGAAGAAGCUAAAGCUGUACUUCAUUGGAUCACACCAAAGCCUUCUGGUUCUAUAUCUAACUAUGAGGAUACGAUUAAUGAAUCAUACGAUCGGAUUGUUCAAACAAGGGAGAUUGAAAUGGCGUCCGACGGAGAUUUCUCAUACACUGAACUAUUUGGCGGUGGAAAGAUGCAAAAUUGGAGGCGUGUAACUAUUUGCUUCGGUGUUAUGGCUUUUCAACAGCUUAGUGGCAUCAAUGUUUUGACAUACUAUAUCUCCUACGUCUUGGAGCAUUCAGUCAGUUUGAGUCACCACUCGUCUUUACUGAUAGGAGGUUUCAAUGGAAUGGAGUAUCUCCUAGCAGCCCUCAUCCCUAUCUGGACCAUUGAGAAAUUUGGUCGCCGAAACCUGCUUCUGAUAAGUGCCACUGGGCAGAUGAUCUCAAUGAUGAUUCUUAGUGGUGCUAUUUGGUAUGUGACGGAAAGACCUGGCACCGCUGGCAGCUUUACAAUGGGUAUCGUCGCAGUUGUUUGCUUCUUCCUUUUCAACACCUUUUAUGCGCAAGGGUUUCUCGCAAUCCCCUUCUUUUACCCCGCCGAAAUUUCAAAUCUUAGAACAAGAAGCCGAGCUGUUUCCAUAUCGGUUAUGAGUAACUGGCUAUUUACCUUCCUUGUGGUUAUGAUUACUCCUGUUGCCACGACAAACAUUGGAUGGAGAACCUACGUUAUCUUCGCUGUGCUCAACGCAACAUUCAUUCCCAUUAUCUACUUCUUCUUUCCUGAAACUGCAGGGCUUAGUCUGGAAGCCCUUGACUCCCUGUUUGAUUACGGUGGAGUAACGCGAGGUGUCUUGAGCAAGCAGCACCGCCACCGCAUGCUUGAACUGUCAAGUUUUGCCCUUGAUACCUCUGAAGGUCUUGGUGAUGGAGAGGCGAAACAAGAUUCCUCCAAUCAUGUCGAGUAUACGGAGUGA